AAUUCAUACUGACUCUACUCUUCUCUCUCUCUCUCUCUCUCUCUCUCUCUCUCUCUCUCUCUCUCUCUAUCUUCUUCAUUUCCGGAUUGUAGCUGUCCCCGCAGAUACUUAAUAAUUUCCUCUCGAUUAUUUGAGGUGUUUUGGUUUUUCUCAAGCUACCUAGCUAAGACCACGUCGCACUUCUUUUUUAAUUUUAAUUUUUUUUUACUUAAUUAGCUAGCUAGGUUUCGAGGGUAGCUAGCAAGGAGUGAGAGUUUAACAGUAUUGUUGAGGAAUUGGUUUGUCUGUCGAUUAUAUAUAGAUGGCGGCUGCUUCUUCAUCGCUGGCCUUCUUUGGGAGUAAUAGCAGAGAAGAAAAUCAAAACCAGCUGAUGUCGUCGCUACAACAACCAUCGCCAGCUUCCUCAACUGCUCCAAUUUCUACCACUACACCCACUGCACCUCCACCAAAGAAAAGAAGAAAUCAACCCGGAAAUCCAACAGAUCCAGAUGCGGAGGUCAUCGCACUAUCUCCCAAGACCUUAAUGGCAACAAACAGGUUCAUAUGUGAGGUGUGCAACAAAGGGUUCCAAAGGGAGCAGAACCUACAGCUCCACAGAAGAGGACACAACCUGCCUUGGAAGUUAAAGCAGAAGACUAACAAAGAACCCAAGCGCAAGGUCUAUCUGUGCCCCGAGCCCACCUGCGUCCACCACGACCCAUCUCGAGCCCUCGGAGACCUAACCGGCAUCAAAAAGCACUUCUCGAGAAAGCACGGCGAGAAAAAGUGGAAGUGCGAGAAGUGCUCCAAGCGGUAUGCUGUUCAAUCCGAUUGGAAGGCUCACUCUAAGACUUGCGGCACUCGAGAGUACCGCUGCGACUGUGGUACUCUCUUCUCCAGGCGGGACAGUUUCAUCACGCAUAGGGCCUUCUGUGAUGCACUAGCUCAAGAGAGCGCAAGGCAUCCUUCAAGCUUAAGCGCCAUGGCUACUAGUUCUCAUCUCUAUCCAGGAAAUAACCAAAUGAUGAGCUUAGGCCUAUCCCAAAUGGGUGGCGGUUCCUCCCUCCCACCUAAUAACAUGUUGAGGCUAGGGACUAAUGGUGCUGGCGGUGCUGCGAAAUUUGAGCACCUCAUGAAUCCUUCCUCAUUCGGACAAGCGCAGCCUAUACCUAAUUCUUCGACUACUUUCUUCAAUCAAGGGUUUCAGGAUCAGCAACAUUCUCUGAAUGGACCAUAUGCUGCUAACAAGUCGUUACAUGGGCUAAUGCAACUUCCUGAUCUCCAAAGCAACACUCCUAGUAACAACUCGCCCUCAUCAACUACUACUGCUGCCGGUAGUCUCUUUAACCUCGGCUUCUUUUCGAGUAAUAAUUCUGAUCAUCAUCAGUUUAGUGAUGGAAAUGGUGGCACCCAAGGGACGACGCUCUUUCCGAAUGGUAUGGCUGAUCAUAUUGGCUCGGGGCUACCAUCCAGCCUCUUCGGGAAUUCCUUACAACAUGAGAACAUGAACGGUGCACAUAUGUCUGCCACCGCAUUGCUUCAGAAAGCCGCUCAAAUGGGUUCAACUACAAGCCCCGAAAGCUCAUCUUUGCUAAGAGGAUUAGCCGGGAGUACUUCCUCAAGUACAAGAGCAGUAGCAAAAUCCAUUUCCGGUCGGCAACUGGUCUCUUCUAACUCUACUAUCGGUGGUGUCAGCUUUAGCCGCGAGAGUAGUAGCGGUGGUGAACAUGAGCAACACAUGAGAUCACAGCAGCAGCAUGUGGAAAAUGAAAACCACCAUCUUCAAGGAUUAAUCAUGAACUCUCUUACCAAUGGAAACAGCUCCGCGGCCUCCAUUUUCGGAUCAGCUGGGGAUCAUCAUAACAACUUUGGUACUCAUGGGUUUGCCAAUGGCAGUACUACUAGGGUUUCUCUGAUGGAUCAGCAGCAGCACAACAACACAAACUUUAGCAACGUGGAUGAGGCGAAAUUAACCUUGGAUUUCCUUGGCGUUGGAGGGAUUGUAAGAAACAUGGGUGGUGGUGGUGGUGGAUAUGAGCACCGUGGCAUCAAUAUGAGCUCUUUAGACCCAGAGUUGAAGUCAUCGCAACAGCCAAGUCAACCCUAUGGAGGCACUAGUGCACUGCAAUGAGACUAAUAAAUUAAGUUCAUAUAUAUAGAUGAGACCGAUCGAGUGCCUGUUUAAUUGAUAUGUAGGAGCAAAGUACUCGCUAGCUAUGAACUAGUGCCUUGACCCCCAAGCAUCAGGGUUUCGUUAAUUUAUUUCUAUAUGUGCACGCCUUAAGGCUUACACUUGAUGAUCCACUUAAUUUCAGUACUCUUUGCUUAGACA
Messenger RNA from Rosa rugosa (rugosa rose), 2311 nucleotides. RefSeq names its product protein indeterminate-domain 4, chloroplastic-like. The transcript has 3 exons. NCBI's taxonomy places the organism in Eukaryota, Viridiplantae, Streptophyta, Magnoliopsida, Rosales, Rosaceae. Bases 302 to 2110 code for a protein of 602 amino acids. Gene Ontology annotation, molecular function: DNA-binding transcription factor activity. The record is from RefSeq and is a predicted model, not a curated record. Gene Ontology annotation, cellular component: nucleus.